Molecule: messenger RNA, 2278 nt
Organism: Physella acuta
Lineage: Eukaryota; Metazoa; Mollusca; Gastropoda; Physidae
Product: cytochrome P450 2J4-like
Biological process (GO): xenobiotic metabolic process
Cellular component (GO): intracellular membrane-bounded organelle; cytoplasm
Molecular function (GO): heme binding; iron ion binding; oxidoreductase activity, acting on paired donors, with incorporation or reduction of molecular oxygen, reduced flavin or flavoprotein as one donor, and incorporation of one atom of oxygen
Source: RefSeq, a predicted model, not a curated record
CAGAGGAACGCCAGCAAUUACAUAACACUUAAACAUACACUUACACUGCUCGCAGAGCCCGUUCAACCAGUUACACAUUCUACUAAGAUUAGCUCAAGGCCAGUACACGACAACCUAGCCAGAACUGAGUUUCACAUGAUUGGAUUCACACAUACCAUAACAUAGACAUACAUUAUCAAGCAGAGACACCACAGACGUCUAGAUACUUACACAAGAACUAGAACAAUGACAUUUUUUUUUAUUCAGGAACACAGACACAAGAUUUUAUGUUUUUGUAAACUGUGCUGUCCCAUUUUGUAUUUGAUUUAUAUGAUUGAUGUUAGGGAUAGAAUAGAGUAGUAAGACAGAUAGUUGUUGAUGUAUUAGAUUAGUAGCAGACGCUGAAAAAUAUAAUUUGUCAGCUACAGAAAGGGAGGGAGAUAUGUGAUGACGCAAUGUUGCGUCGAAGCCAGGUAGAUAGCAGAAAUAGGCUUUAGCGUGUUAGUCAGAGGUAGACCAAUGAAAAUUCAGAGACUGACCGGUCACGUGGUAUGGUCAGCUGACCACUGAGGCGUGGGGCAGUAGAGCGAUAGGACAGGAGUUGAUAGGUAGCUAGCGAGGAGUAGAGAAGGUGUUAGGAAGCGGUCAGAGACGGUCGUAAUAUGUAGAGCUAGAGAACGGUAGUUAGUGUUAGGAUUGAUCAUGGGAGUGCGUAGUUAGUAGUACAAUGGAUCUGGCCACCAUCGCCAUCGCCACCAUCUUGAUUCUGUUGUUCUAUCUCUGGUUCAGACGUCAUGACCCACGUCUGCCGCCAUGUCCGGUCAGACCACUGCCUGUAGUUGGUCAUCUGUUGUCUCUGGACAAAGACCCCAGGGAACAGUACAAGAGAUGGAGGCAACAGUGUGGGGAUAUCUUCAGCCUGUAUCUCGGUGGAAGACACGCUGUGGUGCUGAACGGAUACUCGCUGAUCUACAAGACUUUGGUGAAGCAGGGCGAUGACUUUAGUGCACGGCCCCCAGAUUUUUUUGAUGAGGAGUACGGCAUAGGUCUGGGACUUAUUUUGAUCGACGGCCAAUUGUGGAAAGAACAAAGAGGCAAAACUAUUCAAAUCUUGAAAAAGUUGGGUAUGGGGAAGAAUGUCUUGGCCGAGAGAAUACAAGAAGAGGCUGAGUUUUACAUCAAAGCUUUGACUGAUUUAAAAGGCAAGCCAACAGACAUCAGAGAAUUGACGGAUACAACUGUCUCUAACGUUAUCAGUCACGUGGUAUUUGGGCACAGGUUUGAGUACAACGAACCACUUUUUGUUGACGCUAUUCAGGCAUUGAAAGAAAUCAUGAACAAUUCACAUGCAACCUCAGUGCUGCAUUUCUUUCCUUUUGUGCGCUAUUUACCUUUUGAUUUAACCAAAAGCAAGGAAACAAAAUCAUUCGUCGAUCGCGUCCUCAACUUUGUGGAACGCGAAAUAGAAAACAUCCAACAGGGUAGAGUGAAGAAGGAAAACUUUAUCUCAGAGUAUUUAAAUAAAAGAAAUGACACGCUGGAAAAGUGCAACAAAACAAUAUUGGAUAAGGAUCAUCCAUCAAAAAUUGUUAUCGAAUUAUUUUUUGCCGGAUCUGAAACGACUACCGAGACACUAAUUUGGUGUGUUUUGUACGUACUCAACUAUCCGGAGGUUCAGGAAAAAAUCUACAGAGAAAUUGUUGAAAACGUUGGAACUGACCGGAUGCCUAACAUUUUAGACAGAACAAAACUACCCUACCUUGGUGCUGUUAUCAUGGAAACAUUAAGACUCUCUAGUAUUGUUCCUUAUGCUCUACCCCAUUCAUGUUACAGAGAUGUUGAAGUUAACGGUUACACAAUUCCAAAAGGAACCGUAAUUAUUCCAAAUUUAACAUCCAUUUCACACGAUGAAAAAAUCUGGGGAGAAGACGUCAUGUCAUUUAGACCUGAAAGAUUUCUGGACGUCAACGGGAAACUGAAAAAUCCCGAAGAAUUUGUCCCGUUUUCUCUAGGACGACGCGUAUGUUUGGGCGAGUCGUUGGCCAACAUGGAGCUCUUUAUAUUUCUCUCUUCCAUGUUCCAGAGAUUCGAGGUGAAGCCAGAGGACCCAGGCUGUCUUCCUUCAAUGGAAUUUAUUACUGGUAUUUCAACCAAAUCUUUGCCGUUUAAAGUCAGAUUAAUACAAAGGGAGUGUAGUAACUAAAUUCAUUUUUUACAAUGUCAGCUUUGAAUUAAGAGGUCAUUUAUCUGUUAAAAUUAUUAUUCACCAAAUUCACCUAGACUUAUACAUUCAUUUAAU